UCCUGUUCACAGAGCCGCAGCAGAGUCCAGACCUCGGGAUAACGGGCUGCGUGAAUCUGCACCAUCUGUCUGUCUCUGAAACCUGACAACUGAAACCAGCAGCAGGCAUCCUGCGAUGUACCACAAGUGACAGCGUCGGGAUCUGUGCCACCCGUUUGUCUCCCGGAUCAGUUUGGCCAAGGCGAACAAGUGUUUUCUGAGGACCGUGUAGAAGACUGGAUGUGGUUGUAACUAUGGUUACGUCAGGGUUGGGGGCGUGGGCCCUCUCCCCCUGUGGCCUUGUGCUGGUCAUCUGUUCAUCUGUGUGUCUGUCCCAGCAGCCUCACAUCAAACCAGCAGACUGUAGCAGAAAGGAACAUCCUGUUGUCUCCUACCAAGCGUUGAGGCCAUGGGUGUCAGAGUUCUCCCAUCCAGGAGUGAAGGAUUUCUCCCAGCUGGCCCUGGACCUGAGCAGAAAACAGCUCGUUGUGGGGGCAAGAAACUUCCUCUUCAGACUGAGUUUGAGCAACGCCUCGCUCAUACAGGCGACAGACUGGGCCCCAGAUGAAGAAACAAAGCGCUCAUGUCAAAGCAAGGGGAAGUCUGAGGAGGAGUGUCAGAACUACAUCCGGGUUUUGUUGAUAAGCGGGAGGAGGCUCUUCACGUGCGGGACCAAUGCUUUCACCCCCGUCUGCAUAACCAGGCAGGUUGAUAACAUCAGUCAGGUGUUGGACACAGUGAACGGUGUCGCCCGAUGUCCCUAUGACCCUCGGCACAACUCCACCGCCAUGGUAACGGAGAGGGGAGAGCUGUAUGCCGCCACGGUGAUCGACUUCUCCGGACGCGACCCCGUCAUCUACAGGAGCCUGGGGAACAUGCCGCCCCUGCGCACCGCCCAGUACAACUCCAAAUGGCUCAACGAGCCUCAUUUCGUGUCUGUUUAUGAGAUCGGCCGGUUUGCCUACUUCUUCCUGAGAGAAACUGCAGUGGAAAACGACUGUGGGAAGAUGGUGUUCUCUCGUGUAGCGCGGGUCUGUAAGAACGACAUGGGCGGACGCUUCCUUCUGGAGGACACGUGGACCACCUUCAUGAAGGCCCGACUCAACUGCUCACGCUCAGGAGAAAUCCCCUUUUACUACAACGAGCUGCAGAGCACCUUUUACCUACCAGAGCAGGACCUGAUCUAUGGCAUCUUCACCACUAAUGUGAACAGUAUAUCAGCUUCUGCUGUCUGUGCCUUCAAUCUGAGCUCCAUCACCCAGGCCUUCAAUGGACCCUUUCGCUACCAGGAGAACCCCCGCACUGCCUGGCUCUCCACCCCGAACCCCAUACCCAAUUUUCAGUGUGGCACACUGGAGGAGGGAGGCCCCGGGGGGAACCUGACAGAGCGCAGCCUCCAGGACGCCCAGCGACUCUUCCUCAUGAAUGAUGUGGUCCAGCCAGUCACCGUCAACCCUCUGCUCACCCAGGACAACCUGCGCUUCUCCAAGUUGGUCGUGGACAUCGUGCAGGGCCGAGACACCCUCUACCAUGUCAUGUACAUCGGCACUGAAUACGGCACCAUCCUGAAAGCUCUCUCAACAACCAAUAAAAGCCUUCACGGCUGCUACCUGGAAGAGCUCAGGAUCCUCCCAGAAGGGCAAAUCGGACCAAUCAAGAGCCUGCAAAUCCUGCACAGUGACAGAUCUUUGUUUGUUGGGCUUGAUGAUAGACUGGUAAAGAUCCCCCUAGAGCGCUGCUCCAGCUACCCUACUGAACGUCACUGCAUGGAAGCUCGGGACCCGUACUGUGGCUGGGAUCACAAACAGAAGCGCUGCACCACCAUCGAGGAGAGCUCCAACAUGAACCAGUGGACCCAAAACGUCACUGAGUGCCCAGUGAGGAACCUGACACAGGAUGGCGGGUUUGGUCCUUGGGCGCCAUGGCAACCUUGUAACCAUGAUGACGGCGAGGGCUCUGUCAGCAGCUGUGUGUGUCGGUCCCGCUCGUGCGACGGACCUGUGGCCCGAUGUGGUGGGGUCGGAUGUAAGGGCUCAACUAUCCAGGUGGCAAACUGUUCCAGGAAUGGCGGCUGGACUCCCUGGUCUUCAUGGGGCCAGUGCAGCAGCAGCUGCGGUAUCGGAUUUGAAGUGCGGCAGCGGUCCUGCAACAACCCUUCGCCACGCCACGGUGGUCGAAUCUGUGUUGGCCAGGGUCGAGAGGAGAGGCUGUGCAAUGAAAAGAAGCCCUGUCCUCUGCCAGUGUUGUGGACGGCGUGGGGUCCCUGGGCUCACUGCAGUGCUGAAUGUGGAGGGGGCGUCCACUCCAGGACCAGAGUUUGUGAGAAUGGCAACAGCUGUCCUGGAUGUUCCACGGAGUAUAAGGCCUGUAACCUGGAGGCCUGCCCUGAGGUUCGCCGCAACACCCCCUGGACCCCCUGGAUGCCGGUCAACGUUAGUCAAGAUGGGUCAAGGCAAGAGCAGAGAUUCAGGUACACCUGCCGGGCGCUGCUCCCCGACCCCCAGCAGCUCCAGCUGGGCAAGAAGAAGGCGGAGACCCGGUUCUGCCCCAAUGACGGGUCUGGAGCCUGCCAGACUGACUCUCUGGUUGAAGACUUGGUGAAGACUAGUGGGCGAACUCUGUCCCAGCCCCAAGGUGUGCGCUGGGGACUGUGGGAAACAUGGUCCAGCUGUUCUCAGCAGUGUUCCAGAGGCUUCCGAACCCGGAAACGUAGCUGCUCGUCAGCCGAGGGCAGGACCAACCCCAGCGCCUGUGUGGGAUCCCCAGUGGAGUAUCAGGACUGCAACAUUACACCCUGCCCAGUAAGUGGAGCCUGGUCUUGCUGGUCAUCCUGGUCCCAGUGCUCGGCCAGCUGUGGGGGCGGACACUACCAGCGGACUCGGACGUGCAGUAAUCCACCCCCUGCUAGUGGAGGAGACAUCUGUAUAGGCCUGCACACUGAAGAGGCACUCUGUAAUACUCAUGUCUGUGAAGGUUGGGGUGAAUGGACAGAGUGGGGAGACUGUGACGAGGAGGGUCUGCAGCAUCGCACUCGUCACUGUGGCGAAGACCAAGAGGCUGAGGCCAGUCUCUGCCAGGGCAACCUCACCCAGUCUAGGCCAUGCCAGCCUCAUGAGGUGCCAGUUAUUUUACCCGGACAGGAGGACCAGAGCUGUGGAACCUUUACUUUGUUCCAGUUGGUAGCAGUGGGCUCGGCCAGCUUCUUUGCUGCAGCGUUACUGUCGGCACUCGCCUACUCCUACUGCCACCACCUGAACCGACCGUCGCCAGAGUCAGCAGUCAUCCACCCCAGCACGCCCAACCACCUCACCUACAACAAGCAGGGCAACGCCACGCCAAAGAAUGAGAAGUACAUCCCCAUGGAGUUUAAGACACUAAACAAGAACAAUCUCCACGUGAAUGACGAGACGUGCAACCACUUCCCUUCCCCGCUGCCCUCCAGCAAUAUAUUCACCACCACCUACUACCCUACCAGCCUGAGCAAGUACGACUUCCACCCAGACUCCCCCUGCAGGACCUACAUGCACAGCUGAGAGGCGGUCGGGCUCUGAAAACAACCCAAACACCACCCUGAAGUGUUUCUUCAUUCAAAAAGAUUUUGAUAGAUGAUCCUGUUGGUCAAGAUAGUCUUAAAGUAAAGACCAAAACCAUUCUAAUGUUCCAGUCCAAUCUGUAGAUCUGUUCAUCUUAAAGGCUCUGUUCACCCAAAUUUAUCACACAGAGAGUUUUGGCUUUGUUUGCCCACGUUUUCAAGGUGCUGACAGAAACUAAAACAACAUUAAGCAACAGUUUUUCGUUUACUCUAGAUAACCCACAGACCUCAAUGCGAACAUUUUAACAGGAACUAUUUCUUCACUAAAACGUUGAUCGUGUAGCAACUCAGUGUAACAUUAUUGGAUCUUAAUUGUACGAAACUGUUUUACAUCAUGCAAAGUUAUAGCAUCAUGUGCAGUUUUUCAUUAAUGAGUUGCUACAGCAUGCCAAGAAAUUUGCGGUGUAGAGCGUACAGCACUGGCUUGUGAAAUUUCAGUGAAGAAUUGCAGCCAUCUCCCCUGGAGGUGUGUAUGCGCCGUAUCCAACCAAUUAUACAUACAUGCUAUUGUUUUCUUGUACUCGCAGACUUUGUUGCAUUGCACUGACCCUUUAGCUGGUGCUGUGGAGCAAAUGUUUGUUAGCCAUCACAUAGAGUUUGGUCAUGUUUGCCUUCCGUUCAAUACAGUACAAUUUUUUCCCUCCCGAUACCUGAACUUUGCCUAUUGGCCGAUAAGAGUACCGAUCUGAUACAUGUGCGGUAAAAAAAAUAUACAUGUGCUUUAUGUUUUUAAUGAGCAUAUACUACUAAGCCUGUAUAAUUGCUAUCAUUGUUGCAUGGCUUGGCUCAGGAUAAACCAUUUGUCAGAAUCAGAGUAGUCAUGGUUUUGCUAUAAAAAAAAGUGAACGGGACACUGCAGGCUCCUGUUUUGAGGCUGCAUACUCACAGAUCCCUGAUGCCGCAUUUUAGGCAGUACCGAAGGAAUUUCUGAUACUGGUAUUGGUAUCAGAACAACUCUAAAAUCCAAACAUUCAGUGAACAGACUGUACGUAGUCAAUGAGAGCGAUGCUGCAGUUCGUAUUCUGGUAGUAUUCUAAAGAAGAAGCGAUGGCCUACAAUAUAUAUUUAUCAGUUUUACGGGCUUGAAUAUUCUUAGAUAUUUGUGCACCUUGAGUACCUUGGAUUUUUUUCAAAUGCCUGUAUUUUCACAACACUUGCAAAGUCUCCAGUGAAAGCUGCAGGCCUGUUGUUUUCUCCCAUUCUUCAAAAUACGGUUGCUUCUUACGUUUGAGGCAGAAGAAGAAGCAACCAAUGCAAGAGAUAUGCAGCAGCCUUUACCCUUCCAAGAAAGAAGCAUGUUUUCACUCACUCUCUGAAUGAAACCAGUACCUACCUACAGUAUUGGUGGGGUCCCCUUCCUCUUACUUCACCCACCCUAAGGUGCUCCAUUUGUGCUCAGGGCAGUAUGGAAGCAGGGUGGGACCCAGAACUCCAGGGCUUCAAUUAGACUUCAGACAUUUUAUGUACCUGGAUUUCCACUGGACUGAUCUCGUCGACUGGUUGUUGUUUUUGUCCUUUCCUCAUUUUCGGCAGGUGGGUUCAGAGGACUCUGUAAUAAUGUGAACUGUUUGGCUCAGACACUUAAGUGUGUGUUGCCAUCAGUAAAGACUGAUGACUGUGAGGUGUCAUCCUUCACUGUGUGGAAAUGGAGUGAAGAAAUGAACAGAGAAUUGCUUUAAUUUUCAUGUUUAGCAGAGUCCACGUCAGAAAACAACACUGAAGAGGACAUUCUUGCCACACCUCGAUUUGUACUGUACAUUGUAAAAAUGUUUGUUGACUUUUUUGUCAGCAGAUUUUAUGAAUUAUUUUAGUGGUGUUCAUAGAUGUCGCUGUUUGUGUCUGUAUUUGCUGAGGCAAAAUUAUUUGAUUUUGUAAUCAUGUGGGGCAUUUUCUUGGUCAGUCACACUCCUCUUUUCCGAAUGUUUAUGCAUUAAAGCUGCAGUAGGUAAGUUUUAUAAAAAUAACUUUUUGUCAGAUUUGUUGAAACUUUCACUAUAUCCUGACAGUAGUACACGAGAUAGAUGAUCUGUGGAAGAAAUCAGGUUCCUCUGGCAAUUCUUAGAGCUUUUAAUAGCAUUUGCAAGAAUCCACCGCGUCUGAAUAAAAACAACCAAUCAGAGCCAAGAAAGAGAGUUGAUUGUUGAGUUUCAUUCCCAGUUCAUCAGAUACAGACACUUAAAUGAGACUCAACUAUCCUCAAGCCACCCACCCAGAAUGUCAGUUUAUGACCACCUGGGCACUAUCUUUCUAUGUAGGGUCGGUGGAUUCUUGCAAAAACCAUUAGGAGCAGUAAGAGGGGCCAGAAGAACCUGAUUAUUUCACAUAUUAUUUGUCUCAUGUACUACUGCCAGGAUAUAGUUAUAAGUUUCAGCAAAUAUGACAAAACGUUAUUUAUAUAAAACUUACCAACUGCAGCUUUAAUGUUCAAAAAUCACCAAAUCUAAUACAGCUGUAACCGUAUAUAUUUCAGAGCCUCUCACCAGAACAUAAACACACCAUAAAUCAGCCGCAGGCUUUUUAAAUCCACACUUUUCAACUGCAGACCCAUACAACGACAAGGUAACCCAGAAAUGUGUAUUACUGUGAUGGAUGAACUUGCUCAUGCAGGUUUCAAGUCUCUACAUUUUGUUUUUAUAGGGUACUGAAAUGAAUGGAAAACAAUGGCUGCCCAAAAGCAGGAAAAACAUCUAUAAGACUUUUUUUGCAUGUAGAAAAUGUUUUGCAGCAGUGUAAUAAGUUAUAACUUUGAGUUUUGUUUUUGAAAAAUAUGCUGAACACUAGUUUUGCCAAUUAAGAAAAACAAGGCGACUAUAACUGAGUUUUGUCUUACAUUUCUGAAUACAAGUAAACAGUGAGCAAAUCUGAAGAGAACAAAAGACUAAUAUUUGGCGUUUUACACUCCUCAGUGUCUGCAUGCAUUUCAUCCAGGUGCUCCAGUUUCCUUCCACAGUCCAAAAACGUGUAGAUGAACUAGAUACCCGAUAUUGUCUAUAGAUGUGAAUGGGAGUAUGAAUGGCUGUCUGUGUUGUGUAUGAGGUAUGCACGCUCAGAGUGGGUAGCAUUACAGUGCUCUUUCUGUUGCUCGUGAUGAUGUUGACAUUAUACUUACAAUAGUGUUACAGGCUCCCUGUGAUAUACAAAUUUGGUAAUGUCUUGUUUUAGGGGUCUGUAAUUUUAGAAUCAUUUCCAAGAAAUAUUCUGGAAAAAACAAAGAAAUUUGGUUCAAAUUAUAGAGAAAAAAGGAAUGGCUUUCACUUCAUUCAUUCAUUUUUCCCUUAUAGGAACCGUAAUGGAACUGUAACCGUAAUGUAUUCUCUAUAUAUGUUGAAUAUGCUUACCUGUAGAAAUAUGUUGUGACAUUUAUCUUGUAUGCUUUUAGCAUGUUCAGCUGACUCCUGAGGUUAUGCAACAAUUCAUUGGGACCAAUUGAACACCAUUUCUAUUUUCCCUAUAAUUAGUACCAAAUUACUUUCUUUACAGGAAACCUCUUGGAAAUUAUUCUGAAAUUCCACAAUUGUAAAAUAAAACAUUUUUACAAGUCCUACUGCUGAAAGUAGUAGGCUAUUAAAGCCUCUCUGUGUAGGAUUUGAUGAAAGACUGCACGCCCUACCAUUAAAGGACCAGUGUGUGUUGGAUUUGGUGGCAUCUAUCAGUGAGAUUGCAGAUAGCAAGUCCCUCACUUCACCCUCCCCUUCCAAGCGCAAAGCAGAAGCUAUGGUAGCUGCGAAAAAUGCUAAUGGCCCUAUCUAGAGCUAGUGUUUGGUUUAUCCAUUCUGGGCAACUGUAGAAACAUGGUCCAGUGUGUAAAUGUUAAACACUGGACCUUCAAAGAUUGCCUAUGGAGGCUUUCAUGUUUCUAUAGUAGCCCAGAAUGGACAAACCAAACUCUGGCUCUAUAGGGCCUUUUGCAUUUUUUACGCGUUUCGCGGCUACUGCAGUUUCUCCUACACACCAGAAUGGGAGGGUGAGGCGAGGAGGUUGUAAUCUGCAACUACAGACUGGUCCUUUAAGAAUCCGACCAAAUUUUAGUGGGAUUGCCUUAUUUAUGUACACUGUCACCAUAAUAUAAAGGAUUCGAUGAUCACAAAAAUCUACACAUAGAGGCUUUAAAGACAGUAUUGUUAAUAUUUAAGUUACUCCGUGCUGUAAAAUGUAUAUUGCAUAUCUUGUGUUUCUAAAUUGUAAAUACCAUAAAUGAAUUCAGGUGUUUUCUCACAUUUCGCAGUGUUAUGUAGCAUGAAACAAACAGCCCUGAUGAUACGUGUUCACGUUUGGGUGCUUGCGUACGAGCGACUGCAUGCACUAACACUCUUACAUGAAUAUACAGUACAUGUUUGUGUAAACUGUACAAAUAUGUUUGUCUGAUUUUGGCCCGGACAGUGGAAAUAUUCGUUUUCAAGGGGGAAGCCUCACUUUUUCUUUCACAGCACGCGUUGUUUUGUAUUUAAAGGCCUCGACAGCCUUCUUCACAGUGAAGUCUGAAACAACAUUCCACAUGGGAUACAGUAACUUCACAGUUCACCAAUUGAUCCCUAAAUGGACACUUCUGCUGAAUAUUAUUGACGUGAUUUGACUUAACACUGCCUUUUGGACACUGUGAACUUUUGGUACUCUAUAUUUUUGUAUAAUGUACACUGUAAAAAAAAAAAAAAAAAAGAAUAAAUCAAUUUUGGUGCCAGUA
Molecule: messenger RNA, 8252 nt
Organism: Dicentrarchus labrax (European seabass)
Lineage: Eukaryota; Metazoa; Chordata; Actinopteri; Moronidae
Product: semaphorin-5B-like
Exons: 23
Coding region: 234-3512 (1092 amino acids)
Biological process (GO): axon extension; negative regulation of axon extension involved in axon guidance; neural crest cell migration
Molecular function (GO): chemorepellent activity; semaphorin receptor binding
Source: RefSeq, a predicted model, not a curated record